AACCUCGUUAACGGGACAACCUGCGGUCUGCCUCCUCUGAGACAGUAAGGCGGCUCUGCGUUUAAAUGAUACAGACACUACUAAAGGAGUAGGAUGCCAAGCUGCGGGAUAAAUCUGCUGGAGUGAGCACAACUAUGCAAAAGACAAGAUCGCUUGUUUCUACGGAUCAAUUUCAUAUAUGUGGGAGAACGUCUUUUUCUGGACUUUGAAUUGAGUUAUGUCUAAUGGGCGAACACAAAAUUGGAUUUCCGCUGACAAAGGGGGCAAGAAAACGAAUUAAGCGAGGAGUUUUUAAUCAUUAGUUUUCAAGGAAGUUGAAAGAAGCAUAAGAAGAAUCAUAGGUCACAGGACUGUGAUUUGACGGAUAGUUGUCAAGGACCUUGAUAGUCCUCUACACAUUUCAACAACCGAGCGAACAAAUGCAGAGAGAAAGAUGCAUUUGGGUAAGGCUUUACUGUUUGUCCUCCUCCUCAACUGCGCGACUUUGAGCUCGUCCCUGUCAACUUGUGCCACUGUGGAUAUUGACCACGUGAAAAGGAAGAGGGUCGAGGCGAUACGGGGUCAAAUUUUGAGCAAACUCCGACUGACUAGUCCUCCACACUCUCUUGGACCGACUAAAAUCCCCUAUCAAAUCCAAGCGUUGUACAACAGCACCAAGGAGCUACUGGAGGAGUUGGGGAGGGAUCGGCAGCAAAGUUGCGGUCAAGACAACACAGAGACAGAGUACUAUGCCAAAGAGAUAUACAAAUUCAACAUGGACAACAGACCGCAAGAGAACAACGAUCUGUCUUACUGUCCAAAAGGCAUUACUUCCAAGGUUUUCCGUUUCAACGUCGCCACUAUGGAAAGGAACGCAACCAACCUGUUCAGAGCAGAAUUCCGGGCGCUGAGAGUUCCGAACUCAACUGCCAAGAGGAAUGAACAGCGGAUUGAACUCUACCAGAUUUUGAGGAGAUAUGAACACAUUAGAAAACAACGCUUCAUUGGAGCCAAGAACGUGCUCACCAAAGGUACUGCAGAAUGGAUUUCCUUCGAUGUGACCGAAACAGUGCGGGAAUGGCUAAUGAACAGAGCAUCUAAUCUGGGUUUGGAAAUCAGUGUCCACUGUCCGUGCCACACCUUCAACCCAAAUGGUGACAUCAUUGAGCAUGAAAACGAGGUCCUGGAGGUCAAGUUUAAAGGUAUUGAUGAAGAUGAGGAGCACAAUCGCUUGGAUCUGGAUCCCUUGAAGAGGAAAAUGGAACCAAAUCUCCCUCACCUCAUCCUCAUGAUGAUCCCGCCCCACCGCCUGGACAUUCAGUCCACACGCCGACGCAAGAGAGCGCUGGACACAAACUACUGCUUCUCAAACACCGAGGAGAGCUGCUGUGUUCGCCGGCUCCACAUCGAUUUCCGGCGUGAUUUGGACUGGAAGUGGAUCCACGAGCCCAGUGGUUAUGAUGCCAACUACUGCUCUGGGCCCUGCCCUUACCUGAGGAGCUCAGACACAACGCACAGCUCGCUGCUGAGCCUCUACAACACUCUGAAUCCGGAGGCAUCCGCCUCCCCCUGCUGUGUCCCUCAAGACCUGGAACCCCUCACUAUACUCUACUACUCUGGACGGACACCUAAAGUGGAGCAGCUCUCCAACAUGAUUGUCAAGUCUUGCAAGUGUAGCUGAGAGGAGAUGAAUGUGAGGCAGUGUGGCAGGAUUUUACUCGGUACAGACCAAACCCAUGCAUGACUUUUGGACUUUUAGCUGUGACAAAUACUUAAACUGUGGCCUCAUGGCUUAGAUUUGAAGACCACUCUGGAGGUCGCACAUUUUUAAGGAUGCAGAUUUUCUCAAAAAAAACCCCCCAAAAAACAAAAACAACAAAAAACUUGAUAUCCUAAUUUUUCCUGUUUCUCCCGAUUCAUUUUGGUUGACAGCUUCAGUAGUUUAAUUUGAAUCUCGAGCCAAAUUCAACCCAAAUUAAAGAAAUAGUCCCCCAAAAUAAAUGACCUUAAAAUAUUCCCAUCUAUAUUUGUGAGGACUUCAGAAGCUAGAUUGCUGAGAGCACCUAUUUGUGACAAAAUGAAAAAAAAAAAAAAAAAAAAAAACUACAGCUGCUUUAUUGACAGUUACUCAAAGAGACUUGUGUUGCAGUAUUUCUGUGUAAAUCUUUCUUGUCUCUAGCCUUGAUUUUACAUUGUUAGUCGUCACAAAUAUAGACAGGCCUCUUCUGUCAGGCUGGAUUUUUCCUUGAACUUGCCUUAAAUUCCCUUUACUUCAAACAGUGGGCAUUAUCUUCAAACACAAAAGGAGAAAGGACAGACUUGCUGCUGUAUCCAAAGCCAUAGCUGUGGUCAGGAAAAAGGAGAGCUGAGAGAGAAUGCCUGCUGGAUUUGCAAUGGAAAGUCAAUGAACAAAGAAGGUUGAGCCAAGCUUUUUCUUUUUUUGGCCAGCCAGCAGCAAUGACCUCUUUUUUUUUUUUUUUUUUUUCGGUGAAUCUAUUAAAACGAAUGGAAGAAGGAGAA
Messenger RNA from Archocentrus centrarchus (flier cichlid), 2499 nucleotides. Its product is annotated as transforming growth factor beta-3 proprotein-like. NCBI's taxonomy places the organism in Eukaryota, Metazoa, Chordata, Actinopteri, Cichliformes, Cichlidae. Bases 434 to 1660 code for a protein of 408 amino acids. Gene Ontology annotation, molecular function: transforming growth factor beta receptor binding; growth factor activity; cytokine activity. Gene Ontology annotation, cellular component: extracellular region. Gene Ontology annotation, biological process: transforming growth factor beta receptor signaling pathway; regulation of cell population proliferation. The record is from RefSeq and is a predicted model, not a curated record. The transcript has 7 exons.